AUGGAUGAGAGUCGAGGAGUUAUAAGGAAUCGCAAAAGGGUUCAUAAUGAGAUUAUGGUUGAAGCAUUAGUUAUUAAGAAUACAGAUUUUAAUAAAGUUGCUACUUCCCAAAAUCUUAGUCCUGAAGAAGCUAAAGUCCUUAAAUUCAAUCAAGAGUGUUCUAUCACAAAUACUAUGGCACUUAAACGUUUUUAUAUGCGGAAUCUUUAUUGUAAAGAUAUGAGUAUUGAGGAUUGGAAUAAUAUUUGCAAUAGAAAAUUUAUUGAAAAUUUUAGUUCACCUGAAACUCAGAAGCAUUUCUUACAAGCUGAAGAGAAUCUGGAAAAAUCAGUAGUAGAAGACUUGUAUAAAUCUUAUUCAACAAAGCAUUAG
This is a messenger RNA of Funneliformis geosporum, 372 nucleotides long. Lineage: Eukaryota; Fungi; Glomeromycota; Glomeromycetes; Glomerales; Glomeraceae. The record is from the annotation of a GenBank genome assembly.